Talaromyces atroroseus is the source of this 1764-nucleotide messenger RNA. RefSeq lists its product as hypothetical. Lineage: Eukaryota; Fungi; Ascomycota; Eurotiomycetes; Eurotiales; Trichocomaceae. The record is from RefSeq and is a predicted model, not a curated record. Gene Ontology annotation, molecular function: transmembrane transporter activity. Gene Ontology annotation, biological process: transmembrane transport. The coding region runs from base 1 to 1764 and encodes 587 amino acids. The transcript is spliced from 5 exons.
AUGGCAUCUGUCAUAGAAACAAGUCAUACCACUGACUCUAGCCGGAGGGGUUCCCCGGAUGUCGAACUGCCGGGGAAUUCUACUCCCCCGGACACACUCCAAUCCACCCCGCAUAGCGAUGCAUCCGCCGUUCAGCAGUUCACAGACCACCAGUCCCGAGAGCUUCCUCACUCCCGGCUAAUGGUCGUCUUCCCGGUUCUGGCCUUGGCACAGUUUACGGCAUACCUAGACCAGACUUCCAUCUCGAGUGUUGUCCCAGCUAUCGGUGACGCACUUGAUCUGGGAGCCUCAUUGCCAUGGGUUGCAACCUCUUACUUGCUUGCUACAACUGCUGUACAGCUAGCCAACGGGCGGCUUAGUGACAUCUUUGGCCGCAAGCGACUACUCAUCACUAGCCUAGUAGUUCUGGCCAUCGGAAAUUUGGUGGCCGGGUUUGCGACUAGCCCCGGCAUGCUGUUUGCGUUCAGGGCAGUCAGUGGCCUUGGUGGUGGGGCGAUUACUGCUCUGGUUAUGAUUAUUGCCAGCGAUGUCACGACACUGCAGCAGCGCGGUAAGUACAACGGCUUUAUAGGCGCAGCCGUGGCUUGUGGUAGUGGAAUGGGACCGUUGAUUGGAGGGGCCAUCACGACACAUGUUUCGUGGAGAUGGACCCUUUGGUACGAUGUUCCGUGGCUUGUCAUUCUGAUUAUGCUUCUAUACAUGGUUCUCCCCGGUGGCCCGAAGGGAGUCAACACACGGUCGAAGAUGAGAAUGAUCGAUUGGGCUGGUCUUUUCAUCAGCAUUGCAGCUAUUGUCCUCCUCGUGAUUCCUCUAUCUCGCGGCGGUACUACCAUCUCUUGGGGUAGCGCUCAAGCAAUCGCCAUGCUCGUGGUGGGAGCAUUUCUGAUACUCAUCUUUCUUGCUGUCGAGGGGAGGUUUGCAUCUCUGCCCAUCAUGCCUCUACAUCUAUUUACAGCCGAUUUCUCCUGCAACCUUUUGCUCAUACAGAACGUUUUGUAUGGAUUUGUAUUCUGGGGGAAUCUUUUCUACAUGCCCAUUUACCUUGAAAAUGUUCGCGGAUAUACCCCUAUACUCGCUGGUGCCAUUAUUAUGCCGAUGGUUGGCACUCAGGGCAUUGGGUCUAUCAUCUCGGGGCUGAUUAUCUCCCGCACAGGACACUACAAUCAUGUUAUGAUCACCUCGCAAUUUCUCUGGAUGGCCGGACUGAUUGGCCAGAUAUUCUACUCUGCCACGACCCCUAUAUGGGUAGUCUGCUUUGUGGGAUUCUUCCAAGGUUUGGGAACCGGCGGCUGCUUCCAGCCGAGUCUAGUUGCCCUUUUAGCCCACAGUAGACGAGCUGACCGUGCUGUUUUAAACUCGCUACGCAAUUUUCUCAGGACCAUGGGUGGCACGCUAGGCUUGACGGUCUCUGGAACCAUCCUCAAUAAUAUGCUGCAGUCACAGCUGAAAGGUGUGGUCAGCAAGGGUAUCGCUACGCAGCUCGCUGCUUCCGCACAUUCUAUCGACAGUCUAGGCUUGACAGGGGCACAAAGAGCAGCUGUACUGGAUGCAUACAUGCAUGGUAUUCAUAUAAUCUUCAUCGUGUAUGCGCCACUUGUCGGAAUAUGUGGCCUGGGAGCAUUGCUUGUCAGGGAUCAUGGCCUGGCAGAGAAAGACACCAGCGCGACGCUACAGGUGCGGUCGGAGAAGACUGGCAAUGUGACAGACGUUUCGUCCGCAUCUACUCCAAUAUAUACUAAUGAAGUAGCUGCGGGCUCCAAAUAG